UACACCAUUUGGGGAACCUGGCCCAUUUCCUGUGUAAGUUUGAAGAAUACGAGUUUUACAAACGCCAUCAGUGCAUCGACCUGUUUGUUUAAGGGUUAUCUUUUCUAAACGUGUUCUUUCUUGGAUCACAACGAAUUGGCUGAUUCCCCUCAGGGAGGGGCUCUUUGGCCUAUAAAGGCAGACCUCUUGCUCUCUUGAGCAUCACAGGACCUCCCAGAACAAAACCGAGAACAAGGUGGGCCAAAGAAAGGACUCCAAACCAAAGCCGACGCCAGCCGCAAGAACGAACCAUGAAGCUGCAACUUCUCUGCCUCGUCUUCGUGCUUCUCAGUGUGACCACCCGAAACCUUUGUGCCUUCACAAUUCAGACAGAAGUCAAGAAAGAACUUGCCAGUCUGGAAACACACAAUGCAGAAGACGGCAUAGCUCAGACUUCUGGCUUGCAGGAGCUGCUACGAAGGACCAAGCGCUUCAACAGUCACUUCCCGAUCUGCACCUACUGCUGUAACUGCUGUAACAACAAGAAAUGUGCUUUUUGCUGCCGAACAUAGAGAACGUGACGCCUUCAACGGAUAGCCACAGCAACCUGUGACAGCUUGCUCUUCCACCACCACAGACACGCCGGGCUCCCCACACAGCCCCCAAGCUGCUCCCCUCUUCCUUCCGUGCCUUUAUUUAUUUCUUCAGCAGUGUU
Messenger RNA from Eublepharis macularius, 694 nucleotides. RefSeq names its product hepcidin antimicrobial peptide (gene HAMP). Bases 291 to 551 code for a protein of 86 amino acids. The transcript is spliced from 3 exons. Gene Ontology annotation, biological process: intracellular iron ion homeostasis. Gene Ontology annotation, cellular component: extracellular region. The record is from RefSeq and is a predicted model, not a curated record. Lineage: Eukaryota; Metazoa; Chordata; Lepidosauria; Squamata; Eublepharidae.